This is a messenger RNA of Podarcis muralis (Common wall lizard), 998 nucleotides long. RefSeq names its product shisa family member 3 (gene SHISA3). The record is from RefSeq and is a predicted model, not a curated record. NCBI's taxonomy places the organism in Eukaryota, Metazoa, Chordata, Lepidosauria, Squamata, Lacertidae.
GCCCGAGGGUCGGCCAUGGGCCCGGGCGCGUGGCUGCGCUGCCUGGCGCUGGGCUGCCUGGCCGGGCGGUGGGGCGGCCCGGCGGCGGCGCUGGGCGGCGGCGAGUACUGCCACGGCUGGGUGGACGCGCGCGGCGCCUACUCGGCCGGCUUCGCCUGCCCCGAGCGCUUCGACGCGCCCGACGCCGCCAUCUGCUGCGGCUCGUGCGCCCUGCGCUACUGCUGCGCCGACGCCGGCGCCAGACUCGAGCAGGGCGGCUGCACCAACGACCCGGCGCAAGCGGAGCCGCCGGCCGGGAGCGCCCAACCAGUCUAUGUGCCGUUCCUGAUCGUCGGAUCGAUAUUCCUCGCCUUCCUGUUCGUGGGCUCCUUUGUCGCCGUUUAUUGCUGCACGUGUUUAAGGCCGAAGCAAACGCUGCCGCAGCCGAUCCGGUUUUCUCUCCGAAGUUACCAGAUGGAGACUUUGCCCAUGAUCCUGACCUCGACUAGCUUAAGGACUCCAUCGAGACAAUCUAGCUCUGCUGCCAGCUCAAGUUGCACAGCCGGCUCUCUCGGCAGGUUUUCAUUUGCCAGGCCAGAGUCUAUCUGCACAGCGGCACCUUCACCUCCACCUUACACGCCAGGCUGCUUGCAAAUGGGCCACUCCGUCAGCCUCUCUCAGCCCUCUGGGUUUUUGGUGUCAGGACCAUAUUUCUCCUAUCCUCUGGACUCCGAGCCGUCUCUAACUGGGAAGAGCGUUCCGGAAACUUAGCCAGAGCCGAGCGAACGUUCGAAACAGCGCUUUCGCUAAGAAGCACAAUGGACUCCUGUGUUACGUGGUUUUCAUUGUGGUGUUCUCUGCUUACGGAACUGAAAAAAACGUGAAUGGGUGAGUUACCCGUUAGAAAAAGUGUCAAUUAUUGCAGGAAUUUUCGUUUGGUACUAGGACUUGCCGAUCAGAAGGUCGGCGGUUCGAAUCCCCGCGACGGGGUGAGCUCCCGUUGCUCAGUCCCUGCUCCU